UAUCUGUAUCUCUCAUGGCAGCUGACAUCAGUCCACCAGGGAGUGUCCUUGAACCUCUUAUAUCGCCACCUACAGCCCUUGUCGAGAAGCGCCCAAAGCGUGAUGAAUUGUUUACGACUCCAUCGUGCAGGCCACCGGCCAGGAUCCUGGUGGCAACGUCGACUAAGACCAGACGACUAUGCACAAGUUUUAAGUGCGUUGGAUGUCGAUGAAUCCCUUCGAAACUACGUGGAAGAUAAAGUAAGAUACGAUUACGACCCCUGUCGCUGCUGCUUGACAAUCCGAAUGCCAAGUCCUCUCCAUGAUACGUUUUGCGCAAGAAUAGCCGACGAAAUAUCAAGACAGUUAAGGCAAUACCAACAGGGCAACGGACCUCUCUCCGAUUUCGCUAAGGAAGUCGAGUAUUUUGCCACAUCUCGAAUUUUAAUACCCGAAGAUACAUAUAAUGGUGAACAGACUUAUUCAAGACGGGAACCAGAUGCCUCAUUUGGGCACCGCCAAGCACACUAUCCCGGUGUAAUUGUGGAGGUGUGCUAUGCACAAAAAAGCCGGCAGGUUCCCCACUUAGCGGAUGAGUAUAUCUUAAACACUAAUGGGAGUGUGAAUGCGGUACUUGCCUUCGAUAUUGAUUAUAAAGGAUCUAAGAGAGCAACUGUUACUAUGUGGCGACCGGAGUAUACAACGGUAGAUGGCGUGGAAGAGUUUCGUGCGGCCACCGUUAUAGAAGCACAGGCCUUCCGGACGGACUCUGGAUUCCCAACUGCGGCAACUGCGCUACGACUAUCCCUCAGGGACUUCGCGACGGAUGAGCUCACACCAGGCCAUGUGGAUCUCGACCGCGAAGUUCUUAUUACGUCAAAGCAGCUUUGCGAUUUUCUCUCAAGCGCCGAAGCAAGGCAACAGGCACAUACACAACAUCAAGGGUCAACCAAUCGAUUACGGCCGGGCGCUCUAAAGCGUCGUCACUCUCAAACACACUUUCAGCAGCUAACAUCGGAAGACGAAGGGUCUGUGGAUCUGUGA
This is a messenger RNA of Penicillium psychrosexuale, 1023 nucleotides long. RefSeq lists its product as uncharacterized. The record is from RefSeq and is a predicted model, not a curated record. Lineage: Eukaryota; Fungi; Ascomycota; Eurotiomycetes; Eurotiales; Aspergillaceae. The annotation marks the transcript as partial. The transcript has 3 exons.